ACUGCGGUCCAUAUCAAGAGUAAGGAACACAAAACGAACUCCACCUGCUGGUCUCUCUCCCUAAACCACCAAAAUGGGCAAAGAUCGAAACGGCGCCGUUCCGGAGAAAGCAAGCAAAACCCCAGACAAAGACGACGGAAGCGAAAGAAAAUCCGGCAAAUCCAUAGAGCUUUCUGACUCCGAUAAAGACACGAGGCGCAGCAAAUCGAGACGAAAAGCGCGGGAAAUCUCCGAAUCGAGCGAUGAGGAGCACGCGCGGCGGAGGAGGAAGAGGAAGUCGCGGCGGAGGUACAGUAGCAGCGAGGACGACUCGGAUUCGGAGUCUUCGGAAGAGUCCGAGGAGGAGAGCGGGUCGGAUUCGGUGAGCGAGGGCGGGAGUGAUAGCGAGAGCGAGCGGCGGAGGAGGAAGGAGAGGAGGAGGAGGAAGGAGAAAGAGGAGAGGAGAAGGAGAGAGAAGGAGAAGAAGAGGAGGAGGAGAGAGAGAGAAGAGGAGAAGAAGAAGAAGGAGAGGAGGAAGAAGAGGAAGAAGGAGAAGAAGGAGAAAGGUAAGAAAGGAGCGGUUACUGAUUCUUGGGGCAAGUAUGGGAUUAUCAGAGAGACUGAUAUGUGGAACAAGCGACCGGAGUUUACGGCAUGGUUGGCUGAAGUAAAACAGGUGAACCUGGAGCAUCUGCCGAAUUGGGAAGAGAAGCAGAUGUUCAAACAGUUCAUGGAAGAUCACAACACAGCUACAUUUCCUUCCAAAAAGUAUUAUAGCCUUGAUGCUUACUAUAGCCAUAAAAUGGAAAAGGAAAUGAAAAAGGGUAUGAAAAAGGUUGUGGAAAAAGAGCGUACUGUAUUCAAUGAUGAGGAAGUGCGAAGGCAAGAAAUGAUGAGAGUCCGUGAAAGACAAAAGGAAGAAGAAGUAGAAGCUCUGAAGCGCUCUAUGCAGAGUGGACUGGCGCAAGCAAUGAAAGAGCAAGCUCAACUUCGGGAAGAGAUGGCUUACCAGUACAAGAUCGGAAACUUUGAGGCUGCUGCUGCUAUCCAGAGAAGGUUGGACCCUGACGCAGAGUGAUACUGCAUCAUGUUUCUACUAGCAAAAGAGUAUAAAACAGCCUAUGUAUGUGUCUAAUUAUCUUACUUUUUAGCCAACCAUUUUUGCAGAUACAUAGGAAAUUAUGUAAUUCUAUUGUAUUUUAUUUACUGCUUUCUCACACAUUUGUUAUGUUAGUUUAGCUGUUACUCUUACAAGAUGCACUAAUAUUAUUGAGGCUGUAAUGAAAAACUCUUUUUGAGG
Messenger RNA from Fragaria vesca subsp. vesca, 1279 nucleotides. RefSeq lists its product as uncharacterized. The record is from RefSeq and is a predicted model, not a curated record. NCBI's taxonomy places the organism in Eukaryota, Viridiplantae, Streptophyta, Magnoliopsida, Rosales, Rosaceae. The transcript is spliced from 8 exons. The coding region runs from base 74 to 1057 and encodes 327 amino acids.